Molecule: messenger RNA, 2115 nt
Organism: Quercus lobata
Lineage: Eukaryota; Viridiplantae; Streptophyta; Magnoliopsida; Fagales; Fagaceae
Product: cysteine-rich receptor-like protein kinase 25
Exons: 7
Coding region: 68-2074 (668 amino acids)
Biological process (GO): protein phosphorylation
Cellular component (GO): plasma membrane
Molecular function (GO): protein serine/threonine kinase activity; ATP binding
Source: RefSeq, a predicted model, not a curated record
UUUUCUUAACUAGGCCUUUUCCUUGUCUUGCAUCUUGAAGAAUAAGCACAAGACUGAUCAAACGACCAUGGGGAUGCCUUCUUUCAAUGUCUCCAGGUUCCCACUAACCCUGUCCUUACUCAGCUUCCUAAGCCUAAACAUUGAAGCAGCCCCAGAAUACCGCUACCAUUUCUGUUCAAACGAAACCACUUUCACCCCCAAUAGCACCUACCAGUCCAACUUCAACCACCUCCUCUCUUCCCUUUCCUCAAAUUCCAUGCGUGAAAGUGGUUUCUACAACACCACCGUUGGCCAAACGCCAGAGACCACAGUCUACGGCCUCUUCUUCUGCCGUGGAGACCUCACAACCGAUGAAUGCCAAGACUGUGUGUCAACAGCAAUCAAAGAAGUUGAGCAGUACUGCCCCGUAGAAAAAGUGGCCGUGAUAUGGUACAGUGAAUGCGUGUUACGCUACUCAAACAAGUCAUUCUUCUCCACCAUGGACGAACAUCCCAGCGUUUCAUUGUAUAACAUUCAGAAUACAACAGAGCAAGAUCGCUUCUUCCUGCUACUUGGAGCUUCAAUGAAUGAAAUAGGGGUCAAAGCAUCAACUGCCCCCCCCGGUUCAAAAAAAUUUGCAACAAAAGAAGCCAAUUUUUCGGAAUUACAAACCACAUAUAGCCUCGUCCAAUGCGACCCUCUGCUAUCCAGCUCUGAUUGCAGUAGGUGUUUUGUGAAUCUCAUAUCAUAUUUGCUAAGUUGUUGUGCGGGAAAGCAAGGGGGUAAUGUUCUGAAUCCUAGUUGCUAUAUUAGGUAUGAAAUAUAUCCGUUUUACAGGGUACAAUCCACACCGUCAUCAGCUCCAGAAUCAGUGCUUGUUGCUCCUCCGCCUCCAAAUAUAGUCACCACACGAAAAGGAAAAGGCAAAAUCUCAUCGGUAAUUAUUAUCGCCAUUGUUGUUACAAUUGCUGCCUCUGUGGUGCUAGUCAUUCUGGCCUACUGUUUCCUCCGGAGGAGAGCGAGAAAGAAGUCUGAUGCUAUAAACGAAGAGAGUCCCAAGCAAUCUGAUGGUCUCCUUAAUUAUCAUGCUGCAAGUGAAAUAUCAGCUGUAGAAUCCUUGCAAUUUGAUUUUGUGACAAUUGAAGCCGCCACAAAUAAAUUCUCAGAUGACAACAAGAUUGGUGAAGGUGGAUUCGGAAAAGUUUACAAGGGUGUGCUACUUGACCAGAAGAAAGUAGCAGUUAAAAGGCUCUCAACAAAGUCAUUACAAGGCUUAGAGGAAUUCAAAAAUGAGAUCAUACUUAUUGCAAAACUUCAGCACAAGAAUCUUGUGAGGUUAUUGGGAUUUGGCAUAGAGGGAGAGGAAAAACUGCUUGUAUACGAGUUCAUGCCCAACAAAAGCCUUGAUAUUUUUAUUUUUGAUUCAAAAAGGCGCUCACAACUUAAUUGGAAGACUUACUAUAACAUUAUUAGUGGGAUUGCUAGAGGACUUCUAUAUCUUCAUGAGGAUUCCAGGCUUAAAAUCAUUCACAGGGACUUGAAGCCUAGCAAUGUGUUGUUGGACCAUGACAUGGUUGCAAAAAUAUCAGAUUUUGGAAUGGCAAGGAUCUUUUCUGAAAACCAAAAUAUAGCUAACACCAAAAGAGUUGUAGGAACAUACGGGUACAUGGCUCCAGAAUAUGCAAUGGAAGGAGUAUUUUCUGUGAAGUCAGAUGUCUUCAGCUUUGGUGUAAUCUUGCUUGAGAUUAUUAGUGGGAAAAAGAAUAGUGGCUUUUACCUUACCGAACAUGCUCAAACACUCCUUGCAUAUGCAUGGAGAUUGUGGUGUGAAGAUAAAGUGUUAGAGUUCGUGGACAGCUUCUUGAUGGAAUCAUGUUCGACAUCAGAAAUUGUAAAGUGCAUACAUAUCGGACUUUUGUGUGUGCAAGAAGAUCCACAAGAUAGACUUACCAUGUCAACUGUGGUAGCACUUCUAGGAAGUGAUUCAAUAGCCCUUCCUAAACCAAAACACCCUGCAUUUUCUGUGGCUAAAUUUAUUCAAAUGGAUGAAAUCUCUGUAAAUGAGCUUAGUUUUUCUAGUAUUGUACCACAAUGAAUACGUACAACUAUAUAAGAUUGGCAUUAGGUUUUGCAUAA